AAAUCUUUGGGCACCAUGCUGACAGACCUGGAGGAGGCCAUGGACUCCCUCAUUGACGUCUACCACAAGUACUCCCUGAAGAAAGGGAAUUACCAUUCCGUCUAUAAGGACGACUUGAAAAGAUUGUUAGAGACAGAGUGUCCUCACUACACAAAGGAAAAGGAUGCAGAUACGUGGUUCAAUGAGUUGGACGUCAAUAGAGAUGGUGCCAUUAACUUCGAGGAGUUCCUCAUCCUGGUGAUCAAGGUGGGCCUGGAAGCCCAUAGAAAGAGCCACCAGGUGUAG
Molecule: messenger RNA, 285 nt
Organism: Ceratotherium simum simum (southern white rhinoceros)
Lineage: Eukaryota; Metazoa; Chordata; Mammalia; Perissodactyla; Rhinocerotidae
Product: protein S100-A8-like
Biological process (GO): endothelial cell migration; response to lipopolysaccharide; neutrophil aggregation
Cellular component (GO): cytoplasm; extracellular exosome
Molecular function (GO): calcium ion binding; calcium-dependent protein binding
Source: RefSeq, a predicted model, not a curated record